Molecule: messenger RNA, 2512 nt
Organism: Loxodonta africana (African savanna elephant)
Lineage: Eukaryota; Metazoa; Chordata; Mammalia; Proboscidea; Elephantidae
Product: cytochrome P450 4F2-like
Exons: 12
Coding region: 469-2043 (524 amino acids)
Biological process (GO): leukotriene B4 catabolic process; arachidonate metabolic process
Molecular function (GO): arachidonate monooxygenase activity; heme binding; leukotriene-B4 20-monooxygenase activity
Source: RefSeq, a predicted model, not a curated record
GGAGGUUGUGCAGGACAAGCUGCUGGGGACAGAAUGUGCCAAGUUGGUGAUAGCGGGGGCGUGCGGGGGGGGGGGCACUGCUCAUGGCUGGGUGGCUCCAGGGAGCGAGCUGACCUGGAACCACCUGAUUAAUGGAUAAAUAGAGCCCCUGACACCUUGGUCUUGCUUUGGCUCGGGUUGGAUCUUUCUGGACUUCAGCUGCACCCCUUGUCUCUCUCCCUCCACUCACCUUCCCCUGGACUUCUGUGGACUCCCUCUCUCCCUCCCUCCCUCUCUGCUUCCACUUCUCACUCCACCUCUUCCCGUGGCCUUCCUGGGCCUUCUUCCCCUCUUUGAUCCCAUGUUUAUGCAUCUUAGCCCCCUACUUUGUCUCUGGAGCCCACACCCUUGGGCCCUUCCUCUACUCUGUGUCUGUCCCUCGUCUGCCUCUGAGCUCCCCAUCAGCACCCCUUCUCCUUGGCCUGCAGGAUGUCUCUGCUGAACCUGUCGUGGCUGGGACUGUGGCCCGGGGCAGCCUCCCCGUGGCUGCUCCUGCUGCUGGCUGUGGCCUCCUGGCUCCUGGCCCGCUUCCUGGCCUGGAUCUACACCUUCUAUGACAUCUGCCGCCGCCUCCGAAAUUUCCCGCAGCCCCCAGUGAGGAACUGGUUCUUGGGGCACCUGGGCCUGGGCUCCCCCACGGAGGAGGGUUUGAUGGAAGUGACUCAUCUGGUAGCGACCUACCCGCAGGGCUUUAAGACCUGGAUGGGCCCUAUCCGCCCCAUCAUCACUCUCUGCCACCCCGAGAUCAUUCGGCCUGUCAUUAACGCCUCAGCUGCCAUCGCACCCAAGGAUGUGAUCUUCUACAGUUUCCUGAAGCCCUGGUUGGGGGACGGGCUCUUGCUGAGUGGCGGUGACAAGUGGAGCCGCCACCGCCGCAUGCUGACACCCGCCUUUCACUUCAACAUUCUGAAGCCCUACAUGAAGAUCUUCAACGAGAGCACGAACAUCAUGCAUGCCAAAUGGAAACACCUGGUCUCUGGUGGCAGCACCCGUCUGGACAUGUUUGAACAUAUCAGCCUCAUGACCCUGGACAGUCUGCAAAAAUGUGUCUUCAGCUUUGACAGCCACUGCCAGGAGAAGCCCAGUGAAUAUAUUGCUGCCAUCUUGGAGCUCAGCGCCCUUGUGUCGAAACGGAACCAGCAGAUCUCACUGCAUUUCGACUUCCUGUAUCACCUCACUCCUGAUGGGCGGCGCUUCCGCAGGGCCUGCCGCCUGGUGCAUGACUUCACAGAUGCUGCCAUCCAGGAGCGGCGCCGCACCCUCUCAGAACACGGUGUUGAUGACUUCCUCAAGGCUAAGACCAAGGCCAAGACUUUGGACUUCAUUGAUGUGCUCCUGCUGAGCAAGGAUGAAGAUGGGAAGGAGUUGUCAGAUGAGGACAUCCGAGCAGAAGCUGACACCUUCAUGUUUGAGGGCCAUGACACCACGGCCAGUGGCAUCUCCUGGGUCCUAUACAACCUUGCCAAGCACCCGGAAUACCAGGAGCGUUGCCGGCAGGAGGUGCGAGAGCUCCUGAGGGACCGCCAACCAGAGGAGAUUGAAUGGGACGACCUGACCCAGCUGCCCUUCUUGACCAUGUGCAUCAAGGAAAGUCUGCGGAUGUAUCCCUCAGUUACUGUCAUCGCACGUUGCUGUACCCAGGACAUAGUAUUUCCAGAUGGCCGGAUCAUCCCCAAAGGUGUCAUCUGCCUCAUCAGCAUCUUUGGGACCCAUCACAACCCCUCUGUGUGGCCGAACCCUGAGGUCUAUGACCCCUUCCGCUUCAACUUAGACAACAGUGAGAAGAGGUCGCCUCUGGCUUUUAUUCCCUUCUCUGCAGGUCCCAGGAACUGCAUCGGGCAGACAUUCGCCAUGACCGAGAUGAAGGUGGUCCUGGCGCUUACGCUGCUGCGCUUCCGUGUCCUGCCAGAUGAUGCUGAGCCUCGGAGGAAGCCGGAGCUGAUCCUGCGCGCUGAGGAUGGGCUGUGGCUGCGGGUGGAGCCACUGGGUGGGGGCCAGAAGUAACCCCCGCUGCCCCUUAGUUCCGCCCCUACUCACCCACCUACCCUAGGAGACUCCCAGGAAUAAAACUUUGUUGUCACUUCUGCCUUAGUCUCCCCAGGAGUCAGCAGGGGUGCUUGGGGACCGCGGGACUGUGGGUGGGAGUGAUUGGGUGGAGAAGGGCCCAGUCACUCGGAGCUCAAGACCCACCUUGCUGCCCGCGGGUUCUCCCAGAUCCGGAUCAUGGAAUUAACCUGUGGACAGCAGGGAGCCAUGGGAGGUGUUAGAGCAGGAGAGAGGCCAGGGUUGUGGAUGGACUUAAGGGAUAAGAUUGAGGCCCUAAGUCAGGGAAGGGAACCCAUAGUGGCAGAUCCCUUCUUCUGGCUGCUGGGAUCCCCCAGAACGCAGGGCCCUGGUUAGCCCAGCACACAAGGGGAGGGGGGCAUCCAGAGCCCACACCCAGGCAGCCUGUCCAGGACUGUUUAUUCCCUCC